CGAUCCCGCUCAGUGUUUUCGUUCAACGUUUUUGUGUUUAUUGACUUAUUUUUAUUUAAAUUAAGUAGCAAUUAUGCUUUAAGUGAUAUUAAUGUUUUAUCUUUGCUUACAAGUGAUAAGUUGGAAGUGUUAUCGAUAUGGAAAUACGUAAGGCAAAGAAACAAAAAUGCGCUGUGUUACAAGGCAAGGCGAGAGAGCUAGUGUUGCGCCUUCGAGAUUAUUUUAGCAAAGAGUGUUUGAAUAAUGGACCGCUUAUACCUGUGACUAGAGUAACUGAUCGAGUAGCUAAUGCGCUCGGUAUAAGUAAAAAAUUGGUUUUAAGAAUAUUCCAAGAAGAAGAAGAGAGUGCAGACGAAGAAAUAAGUGUUGAUGAAAAAUGUGAUAUAAAAAAUGCGAUAGUAUUAGAAGAGAAACAAGAAGAGGUAAAAGAUCCCGUUGAAGAAUUAUUUGUGAACAAAGUUGUAAAAAACGCUAUUAAAUUACACGCGUAUUUGUUUAAUGAGAAAAAUCCAAAUGCAUCGGAUGCGGAUUUACUGGAAUCUCUAAAAUUAUCUGGUUUGUUUAAAGGAACACUCAGUAAUCUUUUAAAAAUUUUAGGCAAAAUCCCCGAGGAGGAUAAUACUAAUGGAUGUGUUGAAAAAAGUAAACAUUAUGAUAAAGUGGCAGCACCUAAAGUUGUAAACGAAGAAUUUGUACGUGAGCACGAUGAAUUAUUCUUAAUGUCCAAAACCAGUAGCGAGUACAAUAAUAAUAUCUCAAAAAACGGCCAUGACGUCAUUGGAGAACCUGUAGAUGAACUAUUAAACAAUGUUUAUGAAAUUGAAAAUGAACAUGUUGAUCCUCACAAUGUUAUGCAUAACCAGAAAAAAGUAACGGGAAUAUACACUGACAAAAACCUCGUAUUUAACGACAGUAGUUCGGAAGAAUCAAAUAAAGAUUAUGCAGUAAUUGAAGAAACAAUGAAUAAAGAUCUCAAUUUAAAAGUAUCAGUAGACUGUGAAAAGCUCGAAAACAAUGACAGUUUUAAAUCAUCAGAAACCAUUACGGAUACAGAACAUCAAGAACAUAAAGUCAAAAAUAGACUAAAGAAAAUGUCUAAGACUAAAAAAUUAAGAACAGCGGUAAUAUUACAUGCUGAUCUGUUCUAUAAAAUACAUCCUAAUGGUUCUUUCAAACGCUUAGUGAGAUCUUACAAAAAAGCAGGUUUAUUUCGCGGUGCGUACAAGACUUUAUUAAGAAAUAUGGGUUAUUGUAAAGAUGUCAAUCCAAAUAAACGUGAAGAGAACAGAAAAAGUUAUAAUAUAGAAAAUAAAAUAGAAGAUGCAAAGGAACCAAUGGCUGUGAUACCAGAUGUAGAUUCAAAACCUGUUAUCCAAACUAAAAGAACGUGUAAAAGAAAAAAAGUUUCAAAUGCUGUAACCCAAACCAAAAGAACGUAUAAACGAAGAAAAGCAGUUGUCGCCAUACCUACUAGUAUUGAAAACACAAUCAAAGUUGAAAAAGAAAGUGAUGUGGAAAGAGAUAGAGAGAUACAAACUGAAGGAGGAAAAGAGAAUAGAGAUGCUAACGUGACAGUGAUAAAAGAAGAAAUAGAAAACGAUUACGACGAAUACUUUGAAGCAGAAGAAUUCAUUUUAAACUUAAAAGACUGUUUAAAUUCUCGUUGAUUAGUCAUUUGUUUUCAUUUAAUUUUAGGACUACUAAUGUACACUGUUGAGUCAUUAUUUUUGUACCUUAAUAAACAUUUUAAAAGUACCAUUGGUGUAAG
This is a messenger RNA of Pectinophora gossypiella (pink bollworm), 1768 nucleotides long. RefSeq lists its product as uncharacterized. The coding region runs from base 138 to 1667 and encodes 509 amino acids. The record is from RefSeq and is a predicted model, not a curated record. The transcript has a single exon. NCBI's taxonomy places the organism in Eukaryota, Metazoa, Arthropoda, Insecta, Lepidoptera, Gelechiidae.